UGGGUGGUUCCAACACUGACUGACCCAAGUGUGGAAAAAAUUGUCUUGGAAAGGAUAAAGUAAUUUUGUUGGGAUAUCCCCUUGCAAUCGAGAUCAUGUUUGGAUUAUCAAUUAAGCUAUGCAACACAUUUUUGACGCGCUCGGUAGCAAAGCCUCCAAUUACCGUGAUUCGCAGCGGGCCCAAGUGGUGGUCCGACCCGGAGCGUAUGGUUAAACAUAAACUCCUCUACUUUACUAUGGGCAUCGACCAGCUUCCGCUGCGUCGCACAGCGGUCAUUCAGAACGAGCAGUUCCGCUUCCAUAUGUGCAGGCCGUCUCCUCGUAUUAACGACGCCACUGGAUACAAGCGCUCGCGAAGCGGGCAAAUGAAAACGUGGUACCGUCGUAUCCAGUACCAGGAAUAUCAUCUACAGCAUCUCUUCACUAGACAUGCAUGGGGACUGCUGCGGGUGUAUCCUGGAAACACCACGAAGAUUCAAGGUAAGGCGGAUGAUGGCUAUGUUGGCUACGACUCAGUUCCGUAUCAUCGGUACAAUCGAUCCCCGCUCCCUUUCCCUGCAAGAGAUAUAUAUGGACGUCGAAAUUAGUUGAAGCUUCCCUUUCUGUGUUCUGAGUGUGAGUUGCCUCGGUGCUAAAAAAUGCUUCCUUUGUGAAUUCAAACAACCAUACACAAACAAAAA
Molecule: messenger RNA, 680 nt
Organism: Phytomonas sp. EM1
Lineage: Eukaryota; Euglenozoa; Kinetoplastea; Trypanosomatida; Trypanosomatidae
Source: the annotation of a GenBank genome assembly